AUGCUGGUAGCUAUUAGGAGAUUCAAUACAGUGGCAAAACAAUCUGCACCAUUAUUGUUUCAUGUAGAAGUAGAAUUUGCCAAUGGUAGUGUAUUCAAGCUGUCUGCUGAGUUUCUCAGAAUAAAUAGCCCGGCAGUUGAUGGAAAAAUCCAAUCAAUUGGAGGUGAAAAGGUGAUAUCUAGAAGACGUCAUGUGAGAAUUAUGUCUGUUGAGCCUGUAGGAAACUAUGGGAUAAGGCUCAAUUUUGAUGACUUGCAUAAAACUGGUAUUUCUUCCUGGGAUUAUUUCUAUCAUCUAAGAAGCAACAAAUUUACCCUUAUGAGAAAUUACAUUCAAACACUGAAGAAAUACGGGCUUAGUCGAGAUCCACGAGGAAGAAAAUGUUUGACUACACAAACUAGUUUCAGAUGUGUUGGCAGUUUUCAUGCUAAUAGUCAUAUGUUAGCUGCAAGAGUGCUAUAA
Vicia faba (fava bean) is the source of this 462-nucleotide messenger RNA. NCBI's taxonomy places the organism in Eukaryota, Viridiplantae, Streptophyta, Magnoliopsida, Fabales, Fabaceae. The record is from the annotation of a GenBank genome assembly.